Periophthalmus magnuspinnatus is the source of this 4609-nucleotide messenger RNA. Its product is annotated as fidgetin-like. The transcript has 3 exons. Bases 173 to 2464 code for a protein of 763 amino acids. Lineage: Eukaryota; Metazoa; Chordata; Actinopteri; Gobiiformes; Gobiidae. Gene Ontology annotation, molecular function: microtubule severing ATPase activity; ATP binding; ATP hydrolysis activity. The record is from RefSeq and is a predicted model, not a curated record.
UGGCAGUGUCCGUGGUCAGUGUUUCCUGCGUAAACUCGGGAUGGUUCGAGCUCGCGCGCACCCGGGUUUAACCUCAGCGCCUCCUCCAUCAGCAGCGGCCCACCCGGGGACCCAUGGGACCCUAACCCCCCUCACGUGAGAGCUCGACCUGUCGCUAAAAACACAGCACGACAUGAUCAGCAGCAGCAGUGUCUAUGGCUUAAAGAUGCAGUGGACCCCCGAGCACACCCAGUGGGCCGAGCAGCAUUUUGACAUCUCCUCCACCACGCGCUCCCCCGCCCAUAAAGCUGAGGCGUACCGGGCAGUGCCCGCCCACCUGCAGCGCUCCGCCACCUACCAGUACGCCUGGGCCAACGACGACAUCUCCGCCCUCACUGCCUCCAACCUCCUCAAGAAAUAUGCGGAAAAGUACUCGGGGAUUCUGGAGAUGCCCUCCUCGUACUCGGAAGGCCCCGGAGUGAUGAAUGGACGAAAAGGCGAAUCAGAGCCCUGGCAGGACGGAGUGUACCCCAUGAGCUGCGUCCCCGAAGGGGUGUCCGUGAGGAAGGGGGGGGUGGCGGCCGCCUCAGAGGUGGUGUCCGGCCUGUGCAGCUCCCCGGGGCUGGCGUCCAGCACCCUGAGCGAGCCCAGCUACUCCAGCAGCAGCUGCGGGAGUCACACGGCCACAGCUCUGCACUCGUCCUCCAUGUCCUCUCAGGAAUAUGGCCCCGCCUACAGCGGCUCCUACCUGCACAGUACUUACACUUCCCAGUCCGCCGCCACCAUUCCCUCCCCCCUGCACAGCUCUGGGCUUCUGCAGCCACCUCCGCCUCCACCUUCACACCCCACUCUAGUCCCCGCUUACAACGGCGGCUCUCCCAACCUGUCCAGCUAUAAUUACCCCCCGGCAGGCUAUCCCGCACAGGGCUCUGUGGGUCCAGGCUAUAGCCCUGGGGGGGCGCCUCCGCCCUCCUCGUACCUCCCCUCAGGCAUCGCUGCACCGACUCCCCUCCCUCCAUCCUCUGCCUUACCUGGAUACCCAUACCAGAGUCACAACCUCACCCCCAUCGCCCCCACCCCUCUCACCAGCAGCUCGUCUAACUCGCUGAAAAGGAAAGCCUUCUACAUGAGCAGCCAGAGUGACGUGGACUCUUCUUAUGGAAACUUUGGCUACGGACAGAGCCGGAGCUCGGCCGAGAGCCCCAUGUACAGGGUCUCUGCAGACAGCAGCAGCUCCACCGGAGGCUCCAGUGGGGCCAGCUCUGGAGGAUUUGAUAGAAGCUCCGACAAGUCGUCUUUACCUUUUAAUCCGCCCAAACAGUCCUCCAUGGGCUCUGAGCAGCAGCAGAGGAAGUACAGCAGCCAGCCUACAGGGGGCCCUCUCACUCCCCCCACAUACGUGUCCUCCAGCCUCGGCGGCUCACGCUCGGCGGACUCUUUAGCGAGCUUCACCUCCCCCUCCCUCAGCGAGCAGGGUGAAGACCAUCGACUACAUUUGUCCCAUUCGGCUCCCGGGCCUAACUCUUCCUCCUCGUCAUCGUCGUCACGUCCUGCCGAAGAGCAGCUCAAAAGCAGCGAUCCUCACCUUCUCGACAUGGUGACCUCUGAAAUCGUGCAGCAGGGCCCCCCUGUGGACUGGAGUGACAUUGCUGGUCUUGAGAUAGCCAAGGUUACUCUGAAAGAGGAGGUGCUUUGGCCCAUCCUGCGUCCGGACAUGUUCAGUAGUUUAGGACCCGCUCCGCGCUGUGUGCUGCUGUUUGGCCCCAGAGGCAGUGGCAGGACGUUGUUGGGCCGCUGCCUGGCCAGCCAGCUGGGGGCGCCAUUCCUCCAGCUCAGCGGCUCCACACUGGCCACAAAAUGGCUGGCAGAUGGAGAAAAGAUCAUUCGAGCAUCUUUUUUGGUGGCGCGCUGUCGGCAGCCGUCAGUACUGUUCAUUAGCGAGGUGGACAUGCUGCUGUCGGCCCACCUCAGCGAAGAGAGUCCCAUCAACCGGCUAAAGGGCGAGCUCCUGGCCCAGCUGGACUCGCUCCUAAUGGGCUCUGGGGAGGACGGAGGCAGCCAGGUGCUGGUGGUGUGCUCCACCAGCAGACCCCAGGACAUGGAGGAAGGGCUGCGGAGGUACUUUUCCAGAAGGGUGCUCGUGCCCCUCCCAGACACUGCGGCUCGACAUCACAUGGUCAACCAGCUGCUGGCCCAGUCUCAGCACAAGUACUGCUUAAGUGAAGAGGAGGUGGCUCUGCUGGUGCAGCACACAGAGGGCUUCUCUGGACUGGACCUGGCCCGUCUCUGUCAGGAGGCCUUAGUGGGGCUGUUACAUGCGUCUGCACAGAGCAUGGACAUGUCCACCAUGAUGCCCCGGGGACAGAUCAGGCCUCUAACAUACCAGGACUUUGAGAGUGUCUUUUGUAAAUUCCAGGCCAGUAUAUCGCAGAAAGAGAUUGACACGUACACUGAGUGGAACAAAAUGUUCGGCUGCAGUCAGUGAAAUAGACAGAUUACGCCCUUGAGAAAAAAGAGGCUUCCACAUUUCCUCCCCUCAGGGCAGAAGCAUUGUGCUGGAGGGAAGCACGCAGAAGGCCAACACAAGCCCAUGAGUUCUCACCGGCAGGCUUUAGAUGCAGUUUGAUGAUAACACUGAAGUGUAUUGGUAAAUUAAAGAGUUUUGUCUGAAUGCUAGACUCUCUGAUGGCCAGGUCAUGUUUACAAAGUGCAAGAGAAGUUGUGGUGAGCAAAGCCGUUGCGGUGUCUGUGUAAAUACGGUUCUGUUCUUGUUCUUAUGGUUUCGUUGGCUCUCCAAGUGCCUGAAGUGGUGCUUUAUAAUUCUGUUGUUCAUUUGCCUCACAAUCUACAUUCAUGGCAUGAGCUGAAAACGACUACGAGCUUUAAAACACGCGGUGAGUUUGCAGAGUGCAGCGAGUUCUCACUAGUUCUCUUUUGUCUCAGAGCAGAAAUCCAGAGGUGACAGGAGCGGCCCUGACUCACCCGGCUCUGAUCCGCUUUCUGCAGCUCAAACUGACAGAACAGGCCAAACUCAGGAAAUCGUUUGGGAUUUGUACAGUACCUCAAGAAAUGUUGUUGAAAAGCACUAGAGCCUGAGUCGGGAAUCUGAGGCGGAUUGUGUUACUGUAGGUGAACCACAAAAGACCAGGAUCAAAGGCAAAGACGAGACUAUGAAUGUACUCUUAUGUUGUAAAAUUAUUAAUAAUCAUUAGUGGGACAUCACAUUAGAUUGACAGGUUCCGGCAGUUUUUUUAGGAGUAUAAAGAGCGAUCUGCGUUUUGAGCGGGCUGUUUUCACCUGUCAGUUAAAAUCACAGCGUUUCGCAUCUCGACAGUAUUAUUUUGGCUUCGGGUUUGAGUGGCCUUGUCUCACGCUCGCUGCAUUCUCCGUCAGACUGGGACGAGUUCAUCGGGAGUUUUUUUUCCGAUGUCACCGAGUUAUUUCGUGCACGUUUCACCGUCUCUGUACAGACCAAAACGCGCGGCGGCAUCUGCGAAAGCGACGGUCGAGGCUCAGUUUAAAGUGUGCAAUCGUUUAUGUUCAUAUCUUAAACAUGAUCAGUGUUAAGCUAAUCCCAAAAAAAAAAAACUCCAUUUGAAACGUGCGUCUUUCUGUAACGGCACACGCAGGUUGUGCUUUUUGAACAGGGUUUACUGAACAGCUUUGAGGCUUUGUCUGUUGGAUCUGAAGGUUCUUUCAUUGUGUUACAUUGGAAUGUGCUUUAGUUUCUGACACUUACCUCCUCACUGUGUCGAGGAGGAGUCUCUUUUUUGUUGUGGCAUGAAAUUACUCGAUAUCUGGUUUCGUAAGAAGUUUGAAUGAGUGUGGUUUUCUUGCUCUUUUAAAAGGUCUCUAUGCCAUUGUGAGCGUCGGGAUUGUUCAGCUGUGUUCUGCGGAAGGACUCGGCGCGUUUGCCACGGCUUAAACGUAACCGUACGCCUCGUUUAAAUGUGCGAAGGCGUCUGCGGCUGUGCUCCUGUGGUAUCUAUAGGCACCUGAUGUGGGGAAGCACAUUGCUGAGCGUCAGCAGAAUUGACAGAGGGGAGACGGGCAGGAGUGCGGCGGCAGAGGGGGAGCCGAGCGGUCCGUCAGAAAAGCACCCUCAAAACAAUCUGUACCAGAAUUCCUUCUGUCAGCAAAUCCUCUAGAGAGAGACUCCCUUUAGACAGAAACCACUAACGCACUUCAGAGCACACACAACAGCACAGCACAGCUAACAGAAACUCAGACGCAACGCUGAGUGCUCAACGCUAUGCUUGUUCGGUCCCUUCAUACAUGUGGCUUUUAGCUUUUUUUAACUUUUAUGUAAACGUCCACUUAGAAUUUUUGGACACUAAAGCAUCUCUACCUCAUGGCUACAAAAAAACACGUGGUAUUUGAGUUACGUCUUUCCAAACUAUUUGUGCAGAAACUAAACAGAAAGAAAAAAACAACAAAAAAAAAAACAAAAAGCGGAGUGAACAUCCUGAAGUUUGCGCAGUCUACCUCACACGACUGUGACACUGGGGGCUGCAGCAAAGCAAAGCCCGUGCGUGUCUAACUGUAUCGGACACACACACACACACAAACGCAAACACACACACGUAUCCUAACGCCGAGAGCAUCCGAACCAGGCAGACGAGGAAACGCG